This is a messenger RNA of Carcharodon carcharias (great white shark), 5905 nucleotides long. Its product is annotated as collagen alpha-1(XVIII) chain-like. The transcript has 42 exons. Gene Ontology annotation, cellular component: basement membrane. The record is from RefSeq and is a predicted model, not a curated record. Lineage: Eukaryota; Metazoa; Chordata; Chondrichthyes; Lamniformes; Lamnidae. The coding region runs from base 52 to 4263 and encodes 1403 amino acids.
CCAUUGUUAGGAGCUGUUUUUUUUAUUUUCAGUGUUUAACAAAAAGAAGCAAUGCUUGUGGGGAUUGUUGCUGUCUCCGUCUGUUUGCUGCUGUGCAGCAGUGGGGCUCAUGGACAGUGGAGGUGGUGGUACAGGCUGUGGGGCAUGGACCAAAUGACAGCAGCGCCGGGCAUGACAAUUCCUGCGAGCACGCAGUCACCUACCAGCAGCCACCUGCCAGGAACCCAAUUCACACCAAUGGCCAAAUCAGCUGGUGGCACCCAAACUCUGAGUCCUCGCCUGGAGCACUCAGUUCAAGAGUCCUCAGCUGUGAGGAACACUCCAGCAGGGGGAAUGACUGAAUUUAAGAGCGUUGGCUGGCUCCAGCAAAGGAAUCUGACAGAGAGAGGAUCCAAUGAUCACAUUGACCUAACAGGCCUGAUUGGAGUCCCCCUACCACCAUCGGUUGCAUUCAUCACAGGAUAUGAAGGCUUUCCAGCGUACAGUUUUGGGCCAGGUGCAAACAUUGGUCGACUGACUAAGACCAUGAUACCUCAGUCUUUCUACAGAGACUUUGCUAUCCUUGUGACCAUCAAGCCAGCUAGUGAUGAUGGCGGAGUGCUGUUUGCGAUUACAAAUUCCUACCAGAAUAUUAUUUAUUUGGGAGUGAAGUUAACUGCCGUUUGGAAUGACAGCCAACAGAUCGUGCUCUUUUACACGGAAUCGGGUUCUCAAACCUCCCAUGAGGUUGCCUCGUUUGAAGUGCCACCCAUGACUAACAAAUGGACCCGGUUUGCUUUAUCCAUUGAGGAUGAGCUUGUCACUUUGUACUUGCACUGCGACGAGUAUAAUCAGAAUACCUUCAAGCGAUCACAACAGGCAUUAUUUUUUGAGCCAAGUUCAGGAAUUUUCAUUGGGAAUGCCGGAGGGGCAGGGUUGAACAAGUUUAUAGGAUCCAUCCAAGAACUGACGAUUAAAUCAGAUCCACGUGCCAGCGAAGAUCAAUGUUAUGAGGCUGAGCCCGAUGGAUCUUCUGGAGACGCUAGCGGUGAUGGUAGUGGUCAAUAUAUUCCGCAGGAGCAUGGAGGCAUUAAACCCCAAAUUCAGCACAUUACUCCAAGCCCUCUAAUUGAUGAGCAUUUACACAGUGAACCAGUCAAAGAGCCCCCGACUGAAGCUUCUGUUAUAGAGGGAACGGAGGGUUCCUCAGGACACCGGGAAGCUGUACUCCGGGAUGUGACUGUAUCAAGCACCUCUCAAGAGGUGCCACUUUAUGAAGACCAAGCAGAAAUUGGAGUAAAAGCAGGGUCUCCUGGCCAAAGAGGUGCAAAGGAUGACCAGAGCCCGCCAGGACCUAAAGGAGAAAUCGGAUCUGGAAGUGAAGUCCUUUACAGCGAGGAAGGAGCCAAGGGUGAAAAGGGUGAGCCAGGAAGUAAGGGUGAAAAUGGACUGGGAUCACCUGGAUCCAAGGGGGACAAAGGUGAACCUGGAAUCCCUGGUUCUCCCGGCGUGCCCGCAGUGAGGGAAGUUAAUCCUGUAGAGCCUAGUCUACCAGGGCCAAGAGGCCCACCGGGCCCUCCUGGAAAAGAUGGUAAACAAGGCGUAGCUGGAAAAGAUGGAUUGCCUGGUAAACAAGGAUCUCAGGGAUUUAAAGGAACAAAAGGCGAUCAAGGUCUUAAAGGCGAAAAGGGCGAUCCUGGGCUUUCCGGUUCACCAGGUCCUCCUGGUCCCCCUGGUCCACCUGGUCCACCUGGCCAAAGACUUAAUACCCUCAGUGCAGAAGGUUCUGGUUUUCAUGACAAUGACGAUGACACAGAGAUAAUUAGAGGUCUCCCUGGGCCACCAGGCCCUCCAGGAUUGCCAGGACCACCAGGUAUCCCUGCUCAAUCAGAAGUGAUGAAUCCAAACAUUGUUGGCUCCCCAGGACCACAUGGCCCCCCUGGUCAGCCUGGACAAGAUGGUAAAUCGGGUGAGCCAGGUCCAAGGGGGGCGCCAGGAGUGGAUGGGACUGUUGGUGAACCAGGGACAAAAGGACAAAAGGGUGAUCAAGGUCGAAUUGGUCUGCCUGGUCUACAGGGAGCAAAGGGAGAAGUUGGAGAUAAUGGCAAACCAGGACCCCCAGGACCUCAGGGUCAGCCUGGAAGCGCAGGACCACAGGGUCCACCUGGACUCCCAGGACCUCCUGGACCACCUGGGUCACCCAGCAGCGGUGGUUUUAACUUUGGAUUUGAGGAUAUGGAAAGCUCUGGUGCAUUUGGACUACCGGGUAUGCCAGGAAAACCUGGACCCCCAGGACCUCCAGGGUCCCCAGGUGAAAAGGGCAAACCAGGUUCUCCAGGUGAAAAAGGACCUCCGGGUAUCUCAGGUCAACCUGGACAAAUCGGGAAAGCUGGAUUACCAGGACCCAUGGGACCAACAGGCAAGAAAGGUGAACAAGGACUUAAGGGUGAACGUGGUCAAGAUGCUGUUGGUAAACCAGGACCUCCGGGCCCUCCAGGACCUGUUGUAUUGCUACAUGAGUUACUGAUGAAUGAUACCGAAGGACAUCUAAACUUGAAUGGAAUUCAGCUACUUCCUAAGCUGCGCGGAUCAGAAGGUGUGCCUGGUCAAGCUGGAUUUCCUGGCCCUAGAGGACCCAAAGGUGACCUUGGUAUCCCUGGUUUUCCAGGAAUAAAGGGGGAGAAGGGCGAGCCUGGAGCUGUUGUUGCUGCAGAUGGAUCUCUGAUGGACAUAAGUUCAAAAGGUCAAAAGGGUCAGCCAGGCCCACUGGGGCCCCGUGGACCUCCGGGGCCAACGGGACAUCCUGGUCCUAAAGGAGAAUUUGGCCUUCCUGGUAGACAUGGUCGUCCAGGAAUAAAUGGCAGAAAGGGUCAGAAAGGUGAAUCUGCAACAACACUUAUGGGCCCUGCUGGAUUCCCAGGACUUCCGGGACCUCCAGGACCUCCAGGACCUCCUGGUCAAAUCCUCAAUAUAAAAGGGACAGUUUUUCCAGUUCCUCCCAGACCUCACUGCAAAAUGCCCGUAAAUGGUCAGUUGGAUCAGCAAGUGGACUAUAACUUCCUGGGGCUGAAGGGUGAAAAGGGUUCUUUUGGACGACUUGGACUAAUUGGUAGUAAAGGUGAAAAGGGGGAACAGGGUGCCCCAGGAUUGCCAGGUCCUUAUUCACCGUAUCUUGGCCUUAAAGGUGAAAAAGGAGACUCUGGUGCACUGGGUCAAAAAGGAGAAAAGGGAGAAUCAGGCAGUGGGUUGUUCCUGUCACAUUCCCCUGGACCCCCAGGACCCAUUGGGCCUCAUGGGAGACCUGGACCAGUAGGACCCAAGGGUGAAUCUGUUCUAGGGCCAAUGGGGCCACCAGGAAUACCUGGCCCUCCAGGACCUCCAGGUUAUGGAAUUGCGGGUCCGCGAGGUCGUCCUGGACCCCCUGGUCCUCCAGGAAUACCAGGAGUCUUCGGAUCAGCUGUUGCACUUCCCGGACCUCCAGGACCCGCAGGACCACCAGGACACAGAGGCAUUGGCAACGCAGUGUCGGUGUUCAACAACAUGGAGCUUAUGCACAAAUCAACCUAUUCAGUGUCUGAAGGUUCCUUGGGCUAUAUUACAGAUAGAGGAGACCUUUACAUUCGAGUUUACAACGGCUGGAGAAAGCUCCAGCUUGGUGAUCUGAUUCCUGCUCCCGCCGAUGAGCCGGUUCGUUCAUUUAACUCUAUCUCAGCACCAAACUCAUUCCCAGCAAUAAAUGAUCAGAAGCCAGCGUUACACUUGGUCGCUCUAAACACACCCCUGUCUGGCAACAUGGGGGGUAUCCGUGGGGUCGAUUUGCAAUGCUUCCAGCAAGCUCGAGCAAUGGGCUCAAUUGCAACGUACCGGGCUUUCCUAUCUUCACAGCUACAAGAUUUAUACACAGUGGUGAGGAAAGCUGACAGAUUAAACAUGCCCAUUGUCAACCUAAAGGGGGAAGUGCUUUUUGACAGUUGGGAGUCCAUAUUUAAGAGCCAUGCUACUUUCAACACAAACGUUCCUAUUUAUUCGUUUGAUGGUAGAAACAUCAUGAAAGAUACUUCCUGGCCACACAAAAUAAUCUGGCACGGGUCCAAUGAAAAGGGAGGCCGAGUGACGACAAACUACUGUGGAGCAUGGCGGACAACAGACAUGACCCUCACCGGCAAUGCAUCACCACUUACAAGGGGAAGGCUCCUGGAUCAGCACUCGUAUAACUGCGCAAAUAACUUUAUUGUUCUUUGCAUUGAGAACAGCUACUUCCAUGACCACAGGAGGAGAAAAUAACAACUUGCGACUGCACAUGAAAGGUUUGGAAUUAUAUCGCGUCUACAAUCUCAUCAUAAAACCAGUAAAGGGUGGCAUACUGUUAGAUUCUAUAAAUAUGUUAACGUGGGGACAAUGUAAAUAUUGCUUUCUGACGGGAUUGUCAAUUUGCAGAAAGUUAGCAGAAAUGGAAGCCAAAGAUGACAUACCUCAAAAAUCUGCAUGGACUGUUUUUUUAAAAAAAUCAAACUGUAUUUGUUCUAAAGAACUGCUCUCGUGCAGCUCCUCCAUCAUGUUUGUUGAUAUUUUGGUGCUAGUGAAAAAUAAAUUUAAGCGAGACUGCUGUUAAGAUGACCGUAUUUAUAAGCGCAAUUGAUUCAACUUGGCCAUGUUACAAAACAAAGCCAAGUUGGAAUGAUAGGGUAAAGUGUCCAUUUGCAUCCACCCACUGCCGAGCCUUGCCCCACCUGCGGUGUCUAUUAGGUAAUUAAGAUUUUCCACCCAUUAGGAAUGCACUGCAAUGACUUUUCACUGGGAAUGCUCGUCUCUGAAUCCAACCUCUGUAAUGAAGGAUACUUUUACUUCUUCCAAACACUGCGAGGAAUGGAACUUUUUUUUGUGAAAUUUGUCGUCACUAUUUGUAAAAAAAAAUGCAGUGCUCAAGUUUUUUUUAACAUAAUGUACAAUGUAAAUCCAUGCAUCCUUACUACUAAACCCUGCAUAAUGGUAUGGUAUUAAAGUAUCUUAAUGCGCAAUUAACAGUGCUGUUUUUCCUUAACUGGGACCUUUUUAACAUCUUUCUUGAAUGUUUCUGAGAGCUGUAUUAUUCAACAGUAACAACCUUGUAUUUAUUGCUUCUGUCCAUCAAUACUGCCAAGAUGUGAGCAGGCAGUGGAGGGCCUCGCCUGCGGGUAGCAAGUCACUGGCAAUUUUUCUAGCCUGGUCUUCUGACUUGUAGAAGGGCUUUCCCGCUAGUAGCCCACCUUUACAAAAGUCGGCCCUUCCAUUUGUUUAAUGGUUUUUGAUACAACACUGUUCUGCUGCAGAUCAGCAGAUUUAAACAUUCUCCUAUUUUUUAUAAAACGAUUGUAAUAUGCUAUUAGUAACAAUUUCACAGCAAAUUCAUGUUUAAAAAGUACAAACUUUAGAGAUGGCAGCUUUUCAGCAUAAUCAUUUCCACUGCAGAUUUAAUCAAUUCACACUGAAGAUUCAUUCCAUUUACAGUGCAGAUUUAGUCCAUAUACAGUUCAGAUUUAGUCCAUUUACACUGAAGAUUUAGUCCAUUUACACAGAAGCUUUAGUCCAUUUACACAGAAGCUUUAGUCCAUUUACAGUACAGAAUUAGCCCAUUAAAGUGAGCAUUAGUCAAUUAACAAUGUACACUUGGUCCAUGGAUAGUAUAGAUUAGGCCAUUUGCAAUACAGAUUUAGUCCAUUUGCAGUCCAAGUUUAAUUAAUUUACAAUACAGAAUUAGUUAAUUUACACUCUACAUUUAGUCCAUGUAGAUUGAUUUAGCCCAUUCAAUGGAAUUCAACUACCAGAUCAGUAAAAUAAUGUUUGCAUAAAUCAGCAACUUUUUAAUAUAUGAACCAAAUGUCUGAAUCAGAUUGUAUCAAAAUGAAGGAUGUUUCACACGCUAAAUAAACUUAAUACAUUUUUUGUA